AUGUACUCUGGCCAGAGUCCCAACAGUUCGGUCAAAUGCAAUGCUAUGCAAGGGCUAUACGAAAACCAAAAUCCCGAUGACCCCGGCGUAACCGGCCAUCGCAAUGGCUUGCAGCUUGACUCCAGGCUCGCCAUCGGUAUCAUUCCUUGCGACAGGGAAGACAAAGCCUUCGCCGUACUCGCCGUGGCCGUGGAGUUGAUGCUUUCCCAGGGCUCUCUCAUGAAACGGUCGACUAACUUUGAACUGCGGCCCGAUUCCAAUGGAGCAACACGUGGGGCAGCAGCAUGGCCUUUCAUAGCUUUGGAAAGAAGACUCGAGCUUUCCUCGCCUCCCAGAAGAGUUAUGGGUGGUUUGAACGUAGCACACCCUCUUCACGAUUCAGGUUGCUGGCAAAAGACGCGUCAUGGCACUUCAUAUUUCCUUCGCAGCUUGGCUCGUAUCAUCUCUGGCAGACAAAUAAUACGAACAGACGAUCGUACCUGCGCAGUGAGGGGAAGAUACGCAGGAGAUCUCGCAGAGAUUACGGCUAUGCCUAAACAUCACCUAGUCUCCCAGCGACAAGCUAGCGGACGUGUUCUGGUCAACGAUCAGGUCUCGUCAACCAAUGCCCACGAGGAGUUCCCUCGUGGUGAUCGUGGCACAAGCACUCUUGCUUGUAUGGUGCCGGCCCACCAGGCUCCGCCGACCACAAAAUGUGGUGGCUACAGCAGCUCCUUGUCCUUGACGAGCGAAUUUGCCUGA
Exophiala viscosa is the source of this 741-nucleotide messenger RNA. RefSeq lists its product as uncharacterized. The record is from RefSeq and is a predicted model, not a curated record. The transcript has 3 exons. Bases 1 to 741 code for a protein of 246 amino acids. Lineage: Eukaryota; Fungi; Ascomycota; Eurotiomycetes; Chaetothyriales; Herpotrichiellaceae.